AUGUUAAUGCACAGUGAGAGUCUGGAGGAGCAGGCGGAGGUGGACAAACACCUGACCGUGUUCGAGGGCUCUUCCCCGGAGGAUGUGUCGCACGCCCGGCGGCUCUGGAGCUCUCUGUCUCUGCUCCCCCCGCAGGAGUCCCGUCUGGUGUCGUCCGAUAUCCGCCAGAGACUCCCCGUGUCCCGGCCCCAGCAAAGAAAAAACACCGGUACCGCCAUUACCGGACCGAGCAGUGUGUCCGACCGAGAGCCGCCCAUCCUGGUCACUGCGCGGGAGAAGGAGCGGCGGGAGGAGCGGCGGAGGUACGAGGCCAUGGCGGAGAACCGGAGGCAAAUUCUGGGGUUGUUGAAAAAGCAGCGGGAGCAGAGGAUCCAGAAAGAACUACUGUCCUUGGACUAUAAACCAAAACCAAAACAACAGACAGAGGAAAUGAACCAGAGCAAGAACAGACGCGAGUGUGAGGGCGACCGAGAGCUGGUCCAACAACUGCACUGA
Molecule: messenger RNA, 495 nt
Organism: Periophthalmus magnuspinnatus
Lineage: Eukaryota; Metazoa; Chordata; Actinopteri; Gobiiformes; Gobiidae
Gene: hoatz
Product: HOATZ cilia and flagella associated protein
Exons: 1
Coding region: 1-495 (164 amino acids)
Biological process (GO): cilium assembly
Source: RefSeq, a predicted model, not a curated record